AUGGAGGGGGGAUGUCUGGAGGAAAGGGGGGGUUGGCAUCCCCAUCGACGAGUGACCUUUUCUACCAACAACCCGGUCCAGGACAUGCAGGAUGCCUCUCAGCACAGUUACUAUGACAGCGGCCUGGAGGAAUCGGAGACACCCAGCAGCAAGUCCUCGUCGGGACCCCGUAUCGGACCACUGACCCUGCCCGAGGACCACUAUGAGAGGACCACCCCGGACGGCAGCAUUGGAGAGACUGAACAUCCCGAAAACGAUAUCCGCUCCAUACCAGAUGUGGCGAUGACUGGGAACUGUACAACGGAGUGCAGCGAGCUGGGUCACUCAGACGCCUGCUGGAUGCCCGGUCACCCCUCCCCCAUGCGCAAGACCAGGAACCCGCCCAAACUCUCCACUUUUGUGCCUUACCAGGAGAGAGGGAGCCUGGGGCGCCUGGCCAACGGCAGCGCCAGGCAGGGGUGCGAGGAGCAGCGGCCUCGCCUGCCCCCAUCCCGUAGUGCCUAUUCCAGCAGCAGCAGCGGCCCAGAGCCUGGCUCUGACUGCCCGUUGGAUGAGAUUCCCCUCAGCGUCGCCACAGAGUACCCACCCAAUUCUCCUACCACUCACACGCCCAAACGAGAAAUCUACCUGUAG
Knipowitschia caucasica is the source of this 633-nucleotide messenger RNA. NCBI's taxonomy places the organism in Eukaryota, Metazoa, Chordata, Actinopteri, Gobiiformes, Gobiidae. The record is from the annotation of a GenBank genome assembly.